CUGGGCUGCGUCAGGCUGAGCGCAGUCCGCGCGCGGCCGCGGGAGCGCAGUGCCAGCGCCGCCCGGCCCCACCGAGAGGGGCGCACUCGUCGCUACGGGGCUCGCACCGCUCGCCGCAGCCCCCUCCCGCCGACCCGCAAGUCCUCUCAAGCCUGGAGUCAUUAAGUGGUUCUGCCUGUUCCAGGGGCUGAGCAGAAGCAGCCAGUGGUCCUGCCAAGUGGAUGUACUGAUUCCCUAUUCUGACUCUAGAGAAGACUCCAUCACAGAUUGCUGCAAUGUCUGUAUCUAAUCUAUCAUGGUUGAAGAAAAAGUCCCAGUCAGUGGAUAUUACUGCUCCAGGGUUCAACCCUUUAGGUGGUGCAGGGAAGCAAGCACCACAAGCCAGCAAGCCCCCGGCACCCAAGACCCCCAUCAUCGAAGAAGAACAGAACAACUCAGCAAACACCCAGAAGCAUCCUUCCAGAAAAAGUGAACUGAAGAGGUUCUAUACCAUUGACACUGGCCAAAAGAAGACCCUAGACAAGAAAGAUGGGAGAAGGAUGUCUUUUCAGAAGCCUAAAGGAACCAUUGAAUAUACUGUUGAAUCAAGGGAUUCUUUGAAUAGCAUAGCCCUGAAAUUUGAUACCACACCCAAUGAACUUGUUCAGUUAAAUAAGUUAUUCUCCCGAGCAGUCGUGACUGGACAGGUUUUAUAUGUUCCUGAUCCUGAAUAUGUCUCUAGUGUUGAGAGUUCCCCAUCCCUAAGCCCUGUAAGUCCUCUGUCGCCAACGUCAUCUGAGGCUGAAUUUGAUAAAACCACUACUCCCGAUGUAGUCCAUCCAAAAGAGGCACCCCCGGCAUCUACUGUGAGCGGUAUUCGGCCUGCGAGAGUUGUGUCUUCAACUUCUGAAGAAGAAGAAGCAUUUACUGAGAAAUUUCUUAAAAUUAAUUGCAAAUAUAUCACCAUUGGCAAGGGCACAGUCAGUGGCGUCCUGCUAGUCACACCAAAUAACAUAAUGUUUGAUCCACACAAGACAGACCCCUUGGUUCAAGAGAACGGUUGUGAGGAAUACGGCAUCAUGUGUCCGAUGGAAGAGGUGAUGUCAGCUGCCAUGUACAAAGAGAUUUUGGAUAGCAAAAUAAAGGAAUCACUGCCCAUAGAACUAGAUCAGUUGUCAGGAAGGGGGUUCUGCCAUUCAAAGAAAACGACAGGAGUCACUGCUGAGGACCCAGACUCGAGAACCCGUGACCAGGGUAACGACAGUGCCAGCACUGCUCCCAGGAGCACUGAGGAGUCUCUCUCGGAAGACGUUUUCACAGAGUCAGAACUCUCUCCUAUCCGGGAGGAGCUGCUCUCCUCGGAGCUGAGACAGGAGAAAUCAUCUGAUGCCUCGUCCGAAUCUGUGCAAACUGUCAGUCAGAUCGAAGUAGAGUCCUUGACAGCCACGUCAGAGGCUGCUAAUGUUCCUGACCGCACUAGCUCGAAUACUGGACGUUCUUCAAAUGAAGUCGGGGCUUUAUCUCAUGAAACUGGCUUAAGUGGUCUGGAAAUAGCCACUAAAGGAGGAGACAAAGCUACAGAAAGCCUUCAAGAAGUCUCAGGCCCAAAGGAACAAAGCACAGAUGUAAAAGGUCAGGAUAACCAGGAUUCUUUCCACCAGGAAAAUUCACUGCAGCAAGAGGCAGGUGAAGACAAUGUAUCUUCUGGAGAAACAGUAGAACUGAAAGAAAAGCCAACUGUUCUUAAGGAUCAACAAGGGAAGGAGCUAAAACAGGACUCAGAGACAGAAGUAGAGGAGCUGCGCAAACUCUGGAAAACUCACUCCAUGCAGCAAGCCAAGCAGCAAAGGGACACGAUUCAGCAGGUGUCACAGAGAGAAAGUAAACACAGAAGCGCAGCUGCAGACGCACAUGGAGAAGGCUCCUCGCUGUUAAAGGAAAAGCGAAGGCAUCGAUUACAUAAGUUCCUAUGUCUCAGAGUCGGAAAACCAAUGAGGAAGACAUUUGUAUCGCAAGCAAGUGCUACGAUGCAACAGUAUGCACAGAGAGAUAAAAAACACGAAUAUUGGUUUGCAGUGCCACAAGAAAGGACAGACCACUUGUAUGCCUUCUUCAUUCAGUGGAGUCCAGAAAUCUAUGCAGAAGAUUCUGGUGAAUACACCAGAGAGCCCGGAUUUAUAGUAGUCAAAAAGAUGGACGAGUCUGAAGUGAAUGAAGCCCCUGCUGGUGAAGCAGCAGCCAGGGAGUGGGAGGUAGUGUCGGUGGCUGAGUAUCACCGCAGGAUCGAUGCUCUAAAUACUGAAGAACUGCGCACACUCUGCAGACGUCUCCAGAUUACUACGAGGGAAGACAUCAACUCAAAGCAGGCUGCUCCAGCCAAAGCAGACCUGGAGCCUGAAUCUUUCCGACCAAACCUAAGCGACCCCAGUGAACUCUUACUGCCUGAUCAGAUUGAAAAGCUUACUAAGCACCUUCCACCGAGAACCAUUGGCUAUCCAUGGACUCUUGUGUACGGUACUGGGAAGCAUGGUACAAGUUUGAAGACUCUUUAUCGAACGAUGACAGGUUUAGACACUCCGGUGCUGAUGGUGAUUAAAGACAGUGAUGGACAGGUUUUUGGUGCAUUAGCAUCAGAGCCAUUUAAAGUAAGUGAUGGCUUUUACGGUACUGGAGAAACAUUUGUUUUCACAUUCUGCCCAGAAUUUGAGGUCUUUAAGUGGACAGGAGAUAAUAUGUUUUUUAUCAAAGGAGACAUGGAUUCGUUAGCAUUUGGUGGUGGAGGAGGGGAAUUUGCUCUUUGGCUUGAUGGAGAUCUCUACCAUGGAAGAAGCCAUUCCUGUAAAACGUUUGGGAAUCAUACACUUUCUAAGAAGGAAGAUUUCUUUAUCCAAGACAUUGAAAUCUGGGCUUUUGAAUAAACACAGUGCUCUUGGUUGUAGCAGGACAUCGGCCCAAACCUGAAUGGACAAACGCAUCGUUUGGAAUGUUCAAGAAGCAAUACAAUUAAUAUGUCACUCGUGCUUUAAAGUCAGUCUGUUUGGCCAUUUACUGCAACUAUAAUUUUGGAGUUUAUUUUUCCAAUCCUGUUUCUGUCCCAGAGUUCUUUUGUUUACACCAUGGCCUGGGAUCCAGUAGUGUAACAGCGGGUAGAAUUUGUCAGCACAGUGCAGCAUUUGGAUCACAGAGGCCGCCACCUUUUCAUUUUACGUCAUUUCAGUCCUAACUGGAUGGUGCUCUGUUCAACUUGUUUUUAAUCUGUAUUGAUUCUUUUUAUAGAGCAGUGUACUCGGGGCAUUGAGGAAAUGGAGCCUAGAUACUUUUGUAUCUGGUGGAGUUGGCACAGGUGACAUUUGGGCCUACUUACAUUUAGUUCUAAAUAAGAAACCACAUGCCAAAAUAAUACAUGCCUCAUAGACCUCUUCUAGUUCUAACUCACUACAGCAUUCUCUUUAUUCAUUUUGUAAACAUUCUCUAUUUCAUUUUAAGAAUGAAAUUGGAGGGGCAGUCUGAUUGGCAUAGACCACACAGCACACACAGUCUGCAGGUUUGGGCGCAUGUUUUCAUCACUGAAUUUUCAGAUAGAGGAGAAUUGACAGAGGAGAAUGGGAAUUCAAUGAUUCUAUUGGAUUUAAUAUAUUAAGCAAGUAAUACUAUUUACAUAUUUGUAGCUUAAUAGGGCAUUAUCAUAAGUACAAAACUAAAACGUGCAUAUUUCUUCAACAUUGUGUCAGAUACACUGUUUUACAGUUCUCUUGUUCAGCCUUGUUGCAUACCAACUUCCCCAGGACAUUUUUGUUUCAUUUUGUUUUGUUUCUUCUCAAAAGGAAAAAAAAAUUGUUUUGAAAUAAAACCGUGUUUUUUUCUCAGUGGUAUAUGUUACUAGUUACCAUUAGCAUCUGCUCUUAGAAAAGGGCAGUGACUGUCGUAGACAACACUGUAACUCAGUAGACUUGGUGAAUGUGCAAGCUUACUGUCAAGUGGCCUCAAAAACGAAAAGGUAGAAUAAACUAGCAAUUGUAUUCUUUCUUGUAGGAAACCAACAAUAAGCCAUGUGGCAACAAUUCGUCAGUUAAAAUUCAGAGCUUCAUGUUAUGCAAAAAAAAUAAAUCCUGCUGUUAUACGUGACAGUGACCUUGUGCUGAAAAUUCAGCUGUUCCACACAAAUGUUGUAUAUCUUGUAAAUUGAUGUCUAAAGAUAGUUUUGUUCUUAUAGAAAGUGUUGACUGCCAGGUUGCUUAUAGCACUUUAAAUUAUUCUGAAGAUGAAAUUACCAGCCAAGUAUGUUGGCUUAAGUAGUUUUAGUUAUAUAACUCUUAAAAAUACCUAGUUCUUUUGGGAACAGUUUAGAUAAUUAUCUAAAGAAAACAUACUAUUAAUCAGAAUCUCUGGUGUUCUAUGACACGCUGUUGCUAAAGAUGAAUAGAAACGGCAUCGUUUCCUCGUCUGUGUAAAGCUCUCAUUACAAGUUAGGUAAUAGUGUCUAGGUUAGAGGUUUAUAAUAUAAUAUAAGGAACUGUAAAUAAAUGUACCCUUCCUAUUAGUCUUCCACAGCAGUAUUAUUGUCUUUGUGGAGGUGACUAAAUCACAAAACUUUAAACAUCCUGUAAUGGAUUCCAACUACAAAAACGUCAUAGAGAUGUAUACCAAAUAAAAUUAAAUGCAUAAAUGCAAA
Mus caroli (Ryukyu mouse) is the source of this 4651-nucleotide messenger RNA. It is a transcript of the gene Oxr1, whose product is annotated as oxidation resistance 1. The record is from RefSeq and is a predicted model, not a curated record. Gene Ontology annotation, biological process: response to oxidative stress. Gene Ontology annotation, cellular component: nucleus. NCBI's taxonomy places the organism in Eukaryota, Metazoa, Chordata, Mammalia, Rodentia, Muridae.